Messenger RNA from Entelurus aequoreus (snake pipefish), 2476 nucleotides. RefSeq names its product CUE domain containing 1b (gene cuedc1b). Lineage: Eukaryota; Metazoa; Chordata; Actinopteri; Syngnathiformes; Syngnathidae. The coding region runs from base 497 to 1681 and encodes 394 amino acids. Gene Ontology annotation, molecular function: ubiquitin binding. The record is from RefSeq and is a predicted model, not a curated record. The transcript has 11 exons.
UCAACUGAACUGAGAAAGGAACGAAUCAGUUCAUGAAGUGAUUCGGUUCAGUACGUUCACUCAAAAGAUUCGUUCUUUCGAACGAAUCGUUCGCGAACGACACAACACUAUGACACAUCCGGUUGCUAGCCGAGCGAGCUUAUUGCUAAAAUCGUGGAGGGGCAGUUAUACUUCAUGAAAAUGUUCACUAUCAUGUCUGAUGUAUCGUGACUUAUCUCUUCUUUGGAUGUUUUAUAUUCUACCUGAGACUCAGCCAAUUUGUCAGUCCUCAUAACCUUCAAAUGACUGUGCCUGUACUUUUCGCAACCUGUUAUUCAAUCAGUCUAGAUUAAUACUACGGUUUGCACUAUCCACCCACGCUUAUCUAAUGACCCAAAAAGGUUUACCAUGGUUACCUUAUAAAGUGGGAGCUCAAGGAAGGCUGGAAGACCUGACAUACUGUGUUACUGUCAACACAUAGGGGCCAUCCAAGCUGUAGGUUGGCCAGAACUUGAAAAUGACCAGCCUGUUUAGGCGCAGCAAUAGUAAUGGAGGAUCCAGAAGUAGUGGUGGUGGCAAUGAAGAACAUGGUGAGCUUAAUAACAGCAGGCCCAACCGACAGGUCCGCCGCCUGGAGUUCAACCAGGCAAUGCAGGACUUUAAGACUAUGUUUCCGACAAUGGACUAUGAAGUAAUUGAGUGUGUGCUACGUUCCAACAACGGAGCUGUGGAUGCAACUAUUGAUCAGCUUCUACAGAUGAGCAUUGAUGGACAACUUUCAAAUGACAGCUCAGACUCUGAUGACAGCAUCCCACCAGAGAUUCUGGAGAGGACUCUUGAACCCGACAGUUCAGAUGAGGAACCACCUCCAAUCUACUCCCCACCCACAUAUGAUGCGCACAUUUAUGACAGAAAAUAUCCAGGAGCCACACCAACACCUCCACCAAGAUUUGAAGCCCAGUCGCCUUCAGGUCACAAAGAAGUCAGACAUUUCAGAAACUGGAACCCUCCUUUGCUCGGUAAUCUCCCAGAUGAAUUCUUGAGGAUCCUGCCUCAACAACUACAAAGUAUAAAGAGUACUAGGGGCCAUCUCUCCCAGCCUGGUUCAUCAUCCUCAUCUUCAGUCGCAAUCAACAACUGGACGGGCCAGUCAAGUUCUCAGUCUGGAGCUGCAAGUACCACUGGUGGCCUCAGUCUCACAGCAGGAGCUACAGAGCAAGACAAGAAGCUAAAGCAGUAUCUGGAAGAUGAGCGCAUUGCCCUAUUCCUACAGAAUGAGGAGUUCAUGAGAGAGUUGCAGCGAAACAGGGACUUUCUUGUUGCCUUAGAGAGAGAUCGCUUGAAGUACGAAUCAAAACAAUCCAAGCUUGGAUCAUCGAGCUUGGAAAAUUGCACAGGAGAACCAUUAUCUGCACCUUCAUUGGAGGCUGUGUCAGACGAUGCACUGUUUAGAGACAAACUCAAACAUAUGGGCAAAUCCACAAGAAAGAAGCUGUUUGAAAUUGCCAAAACCUUCUCUGAGAAGACCAAAAGAAGAAAGUCAAAAAGGAGAAUGCUUCUAAAGCACCAUUCAUUGGGGACCGCUAAUUCCACAGCCAAUCUCCUUGACGAUGUUGAAGGAAACUCGUGUGAGGAAGAAUGUCAAUCAAGAAGAGCAGUCACUCAGUUGGACAAUGAGCAGCAAAGCGAGCCUGACUCAUGAUCCUGCCAUACGCCAUUCUAACAUGGUUACCUUGGUGACAGCUGAAUGACCAUUGGUGAUGGCCUUGAAGUCUUCACCCAAAUACCAGCCAAUGUAAAGCUCAACAUUUUGUUAGGAACCCCUUUCUUCCAUUGAAAGGACAGGAAGUGGAGUCUUCUUCUUUAGGUGGACUGUCAAUACAUUGAUUAUGAUUACAACAUUUAUGUAUUAUAAUUCAAUUUACCAUUUACCAUUUUAAUUGUAAAGGAAAAUAUAUUCCUGUAGUCAUGACUUACUUUUUUAAAAAAUAAUCUGCUUCCUCAAAACCUCUUUUUCAGGGUGCAGUAGCAUUGGCUAUGACUGUACUUUUGUUAUUUUUUCCAGUUGUGUACAGUAGCAUUAUUGAGUGUUUUAGACUAAGCAUCCUCAGGUAGGGCAUUAUAAAUCCAGAACCAUGGAGAGUGCCCAUUUCUAUAUCCUAAAUCAGUGGUUUUCAAAGUGUAAGGUGGACCUCCCUGAGGUUGUGCUGUGCAUCAGGUUGACAAAAUAAAUACAGGCAUCAUUUUAAACUUGCUAACCUAAUGGAUAUAUAUUAAGUUGUUGUUUUUACAGUAAGAUAAGUGCAUUCUUGGAAAGCAGAAAAAAAUGUAUUUUUUAUGUCAGUGUUGCCUGUCAAGACUGACUUAAAUUACCACAUUGUGUUUCAUGUCCUUCAGGCAAUUCACAUGGUCCCAAACUUGAAAAUCUAUGUAGUAAACCCUGUAAGGAUUUUAGUUUUUGUUUUGUUCCCCAUAUUGUAUUUGUUGUUUCAAUAUU